Gongylonema pulchrum is the source of this 174-nucleotide messenger RNA. The record is from the annotation of a GenBank genome assembly. NCBI's taxonomy places the organism in Eukaryota, Metazoa, Nematoda, Chromadorea, Rhabditida, Gongylonematidae.
AUGGUAAUCUUGAUGUUAAUGACCAUCGAACUCACCGGCUUCCUUGGUUUGGCUGGUAUCAAGUUGAAUCCGAUCUCUGCCGUAACAAUAAUCACUGCCGUUGGUAUUGGUGAGUCCCCCAUCUUUUCUUGUUUUACAAAAAAAAAAGCGUUAUGGAAGAUGGAAAUUUUUUGA